Messenger RNA from Prunus armeniaca (apricot), 1089 nucleotides. The record is from the annotation of a GenBank genome assembly. Lineage: Eukaryota; Viridiplantae; Streptophyta; Magnoliopsida; Rosales; Rosaceae.
AUGGCUUUUGCUUCUGCGCUUAACACUCCCAAGGGGCUUCACUGUUUAACGUUGCCGUCUUCCCGCAACGAACGGCCACCCACCAGUCUGAUACUGCCACGUCAAUUUCCGGCUCGGUUCUCGUCGACACUGGCCCUGGCCCGCCGUCGAAACCAACGCACUGAAGUGGCGUCGUCUAAGCCGAAGAUAAAUAAGAAAAUCUUGGCGAAAAAGGAAGUUAAGGAUGAUGAGGAUGUGGAUGAGGAUGCUAUAGAUGCACUGUUUAGGCUGCUGGAGGAAGACCUUAAAAACGACGACGCAUCGUUAGACGACGAAGAUUUAACAGAAGAAGAGCUUGCUAAGCUCGAACAAGAAGUAGCAGAGGCACUGGGGAUUGUUGAUGAUGAGGAGGACGAGGACGAGGAUGAGGACGAGGAAGAUGAUGAUGAUGAUGACGAGGACGAUGAGGAUGAUGAUGAUGACGUUGUUAUUGAGAUCGAUGCUCAAGAAGAAGAAGUAGAUGAUGAUGAUGAUGAUGAUGAAGAGGAGGAGGAGGAAGAGGAAAGUCCUGUGAAGCUUAAGACUUGGCAACUCCGGAGAUUGGCUGCUGCUUUAAAAGUUGGUCGCCGCAAAACCAGCAUAAAAAUUCUUGCAGCUGAGCUUUGUCUCGACAGGCCGGUUGUUCUCGAAUUGCUUCGCAACCCCCCUCCAAGUCUUUUGAUGAUGUGUGCUGCUUUACCUGAUGAACCAGCUCCAACAAUAUCUGUGUCCCAAACGAUGCCUGUAGAAACUGUUGUGGAAACAACUGUAGAAACUGUGGUGGAAACAACUACAGAGUCCUCGGAGGUUGAAACUACAGUGAACAAACCUAUUCAUGUUAUGCAACAAAAGUUUUCCGCUCAAAAAAGACUGAAGAAAGCGCAUGUUGAAACCCUUGAAAGUGUUUAUAGAAAAACAAAGCGGCCCACUAAUGCAAUGAUCAGCAGCAUAGUGCAUGUGACAAACCUGCCCCGCAAAAGAGUUGUGAAAUGGUUUGAAGACAAACGUUCUGAGGAUGGCGUUACUGACUCUCGACUUCCAUAUCGACGGCCUGCCCCUAAUACUGCCUAG